Molecule: messenger RNA, 959 nt
Organism: Carya illinoinensis
Lineage: Eukaryota; Viridiplantae; Streptophyta; Magnoliopsida; Fagales; Juglandaceae
Exons: 2
Coding region: 90-674 (194 amino acids)
Source: RefSeq, a predicted model, not a curated record
UCACCCAUCUCGCUCAGUUCGUAGCCUGUGCUUGUAUCUUCAGUCGGUGUCGGUCCCCCUUUCUCUCUGUAUCUUCAUCUCUCUCUUCCAUGGAAGGAAACUCAGAGCUGUCACCCGAAUCAGAAACAACAGCUGGCAUCAUUGCCGGAAAGUUGAACGAACUGCUGACGGAGGAUGACGGCAAUGACGACCUGUCGUCAGAGUUGUUCAUCAAAGAAGAAAUGGUAGCAAAGUUCAUGCAAGAGCUGUACAAGGAAAUCACGUGUCCCUCUACUUCCACUAACCCCAACAAAAAGGCGAACGAUUUUCCGCCACCAACACUGUCUUCUUCAUCUUUGUCGACCUCGUCAUCGUUUGCAUUGACAGUUCCGUUCGCCGAAUGGAACGGCAAGAGUGAGAGUUGUGGGACGUCGGUGUCGGAUCCGGUGUCCACACUGAUGGCAGGCAUGGAGUAUUUUGGGCCAGCGGCCAAGAUGGGUUCGCCGCAGAAUGGGUUUUGUGGGGGCGCAGUAGAAGAAGUUGGAGGGUGUAAUUACAGGCCGGUGGCGGUGGGAGCAAAGGAAGGUUUUGGGGAGAGCCAAGUGGACGGGUGUGAUGUUGGGGAGUUGGAUGAUGAGUGGCUAGGAAGGGUACUCAGCUGGGACCCAUCGCUGCUUGAGGAUCACUGCAUUUGAAAGCUUGUGCAGGUCCCAAAAAGAGAGGUUCCUGCCUUCCCUUCCUCUGUUUCCUUUCACUUUUUGCCACUUAAAGUUAAAGGCACGUGCAUGGUGUGAUCAAACUUUCUGGGAUAUAUGGGGAGGCGUUUUCAGAUGAUGAUAAUGAAGAAGAAGAAGAAAAACCCUAGCUGGAUCAGGAUUCGGGAACCCUAACGUAAUUUACAACUUCUGCACAAAUUCCUACUGUCCCUCUCAACCAGACCAGAAAUCACGUGUACCGAAUUUAGCAAACCCCUACUUUUC